AUGGAAAAGAACAUCUGCUAUCGGCAACGAAGCAGAAAAGAAGUCGUCUACGACGAUUGCGUACUCGAGGAUUCCUUGUCCGAAGGUGACUUGCACAUCGAGGAGGACCCUAACUCCACCAAGGAAUUGUUGGAAAGAAGAAGGGCUUUGAGGCUUGAUCCGAAUGCAUCGCACAUUGAGCGCCCGAUCAUCUUCAUUGGUGAAGCUCCACCACGGAUUCUUCCUUCGGAAGUACAAGUCGCUCUCAAGAGCAUGAAAUCUGGCACAGCCGUCGGACCUGAUUUUAUAUCAGCAGACUUUCUUCGUGCUGGUGGCCAUCCACUUCAUAACUACCGUCCCAUAUGCUUGCUGAGCGUGUUAUACAAAGCAUUCACUAAGAUCAUCUUCACGCGCAUAUCUAGGACGUUGGUUGAAGCCCAGGCUCAAGAACAAACUGGAUUUCGUCAAGGGUUCAGCUGCUUGGACCACAUCCAGACUGUGUCGAGGGUCAUAGAGGUUUGCCGGAAAUACCGCCUGCUUCUUGUUCUCACCUUCGUCAACUAUGAGAAAGCCUUCGACAGUAUAGAAACGAAUGCAAUCCUGCCAGCACUGGUUGAUCAAGGUGUGGACGCGUCGUAUGUGAGGACAUUUGCCAACUGCUACGAUCGAUGCACCACUAGGAUACAGCUUUUCCACCGCCCCUUCACCAUACCCAUUGGAAAGGGGGUACGACCAGGAGACAUUCGCAGCCGUCAGGGAAGCUACGGACCAACUGACUGA
Necator americanus (New World hookworm) is the source of this 759-nucleotide messenger RNA. RefSeq lists its product as uncharacterized. The record is from RefSeq and is a predicted model, not a curated record. The transcript is spliced from 4 exons. NCBI's taxonomy places the organism in Eukaryota, Metazoa, Nematoda, Chromadorea, Rhabditida, Ancylostomatidae. Bases 1 to 759 code for a protein of 252 amino acids.